Molecule: messenger RNA, 2658 nt
Organism: Xylona heveae TC161
Lineage: Eukaryota; Fungi; Ascomycota; Xylonomycetes; Xylonales; Xylonaceae
Exons: 3
Coding region: 225-2309 (694 amino acids)
Biological process (GO): transcription by RNA polymerase III
Cellular component (GO): RNA polymerase III complex
Molecular function (GO): DNA binding
Source: RefSeq, a predicted model, not a curated record
CAACUCCUGCCGCAUUCCAUAAACCCACGGAGCACGAACUGAACCGUUCUUCUUAGGGCAUGCAGAUGGUUUGGCAGUAGGUAUCCCAGCUAGAGGCAAAAAGUCAGGGAUUACACAAGCCACGGAUCAAUCGGUCAUCUAGCUGACUUCAAGCAAUUCCGGCUCUCUUUCUGUGCCCCAUCACUCCGCACCUAAGUCCAAACUCACGCAAACCCGUCAAGAUAAUGCCGCCAAAGAAGAUCACACCAAGACAGCCACCUAGGGCUAGGACUGCUACUGAGAACAGCAGCGGCGGCGAUGUUGCAGCCGAUGCGCAGGCAAACAGUGGAGAGCAGGCAGGUGCAGCAAGCAAUGCUUCUGAAACCAGCGCCCCGCGCCCCGCAUCACGUCCUCCUGUUCAACGGCUGGCAUCCUUGAAAGGACGUACUUCAGCCAGUCCCGCUGCUGCUGGCGCCGCAGGAUCGAAAGCCCAGCUCAAGUUUAAGCCAAAAAACACUCUGCGACGAAGUGAAGAUGAGCGUCUCCAGGCAGAGCGCACAGAGGUCGCUCGUCUGCAAGCUCGACAAGCGGCUGUGGAUGCAGCGAAUGCAAAUAACAGCAAGGAAAAAAAUCAUCAGGGGAGUGGAUCAAGAGGGAGAGGGCGGGGAGGGUUCUCUCGUGGUGGGAGAGGUGGCCGUGGCGGGUUCGCAGACGGAGGCGAUAAAAGAGGAGAAGGAAUGGCAAGUGGGCCGUUCUCAAGUAUGGCCGAUUCAAUGGGAAGGCGAAAACCGGGACAAUUUGGCUCCGGCGGAGGUGCCAACAGGAUAAAACGAGAAGGGGGACCUCGAAUCAAGUCCGAAUUCUACACACCAGACGAUUACUCGUCUGACGACGAUGACGCAACCGAAGGACCGCGAAUAGCAGUUGAGCAUAUUAAUCUCAUCAGCGAUAGCGAAGGCGAGGACGAUCCAUCUGGCAAAGGCAAAGGACGCGCGAGAAACGGUGGACGCACAAUGGGCAGCGGGCUCAAACCCAUCAGAGUGGACCGAGUCGAACACGUCGAUAGACAGUCGGGAGUUAGCACAGAAGCAAGUUCAUCUACAUCUGCAGAGCUUCGAAAACAAGCUCAGGAAAAAGAUGACAAGGGCGGGCUUUUUGUGCCCGAGGACGAACCCGAGGCUGCAGCGAAGAAGGACAAGGGCAAAGAGAAAGCUCCAACGGCUUCCCGCGACGAACAGCAAGUUCAAGUCAAGCAAGAGCCCACAGAUGAAGCCACACCCAUGGACGUCGACGCUAUCCCUCCUGCCGCCGCCGCCGAAGACGGCACUGCCAUCAAGCAAUCUUUAUCCCCCGAGCAAAAGAAGAAGAGAGUCAAGAUGCUUCUCAAACCUACCAAGCGCAGAAAGCCAGGCCUCUUUGACUUCAACCCCGUUCUGCAAACCAACGAAGAUCGCGAAGAAUGGGAGCGGCAUCAAGAAGACGUACAAUUCCUUGCGCGAGAACUGGGCAUGAUGAAAGCGUACCAAGCUCCCGACCAGCAGCAGCAACAAGACAAAGAACAGGAAAAGGACAAGGACGCAGAAGGCGAUGUCGCCAUGGCAGAAGGCGAAGCAAACACCGACGAGAACGCCCAAAAACCCGAACAGGGACAACAACAACAGUCCCAGCCGCAGUCUCCUCAAGAAGACCGCAAAGAAGGUCUCAUCUACCUCUUCCAAUUCCCCCCUAUCGUCCCCAGUCUCGUCAACCCCGUCCUGAAAAAGGAAGAAGACGGCGACACGGCCGACGGCAACACCGCUGGCGCUCCCGCACCAUCUGCCGCCGCCGGCGCCGCUGCCGCCGAAAAUAGCCGACAGAAACCCAUUGUCAUUUCUGACACCUCUUCUUCUUCCGCCUCUCGCACCGGCCGCCGCGCACCUGACGCGCAACAACAACCAGCCUCCCACGAGACAGAAGAACAUGUGCCCCCUCCCCCGCUCACCGCUCCCUCCGCAGACAUUCCUUCCGGUUUCGCAGGUAAAUUGCGCGUCCACCAAUCCGGCCGCGUCACGCUUGCCUGGGGAAACACUGCGCUAGAACUGUCCCGCGGCGCGGACUGCGAGUUUCUGCAGGACGCCAUGCUCGCCAAUCCCGUCACCAAUAAUGCGGACGCCUCUCGAUCCGGGGCCACUGCAGGCGGCGCACCAGGAAUCAAACAAGAGCCUGGAACGGCAGAAGGUGAAGAUACCGCCCAGAUGGGAAACCAAGUCAUUCCUCGCAGCGGAUGGGCGCUUGGACAAGUCCGUGGAAAGUUUGUCGUUACUCCUGACUGGAGCGAGAUGUUUAGUUAGUCUGUGGGUGAUUGUUAUUAUUUUCUUUUCUUCUAUUUCUUUUCUUUGCUUUUACUUUUUGUUUCAUUUUCGGUCAUAUCUGUCGCGUGAGCCGGUCAGUUGGUUAAGCUCAAACUGGUCAGUUCAACUGUGGACGGGCCCUUUGUUUUCUGGUUAUACUUGGUGUGGCCGGUCGUCAAAAUUGGAGUUGAUGGUUUUCUUUGCCCCUUUUGUCAUCAUCUCUUCUUUUAUUUUUCCACUCUUCUUUCUGUCACCUUCUUUUUCUUUCCAUUUUUCAUUUUGUCGGCUCAACCAUCUUUUCUCCAAUUUAAACACUUUGCUUUAAAAUUAUACAUCAUGUCAAGGAAUG